Ziziphus jujuba (common jujube) is the source of this 2709-nucleotide messenger RNA. Its product is annotated as receptor-like protein 7. The record is from RefSeq and is a predicted model, not a curated record. Lineage: Eukaryota; Viridiplantae; Streptophyta; Magnoliopsida; Rosales; Rhamnaceae. The transcript has a single exon. Bases 1 to 2709 code for a protein of 902 amino acids. Gene Ontology annotation, molecular function: protein binding.
AUGUUUUUGAAUUUUCCAUUGAUAUUACUCUCCUUGUUUCAUCUUUUGCUUGCUGUUGAAAUUUCUUCCUCUGUUCGACUGGUUUGCCGUAGCAAUGAGAGCUUGGCUUUGUUGCAGUUCAAAGAAAGCCUCAUCAGCAGCAGGGAUGCUUGUAAAGACCCUUUUGGUUAUCCAAAAGUUGAAUCAUGGAAACUCCAUGGAAAAGGUGGAGAUUGUUGCUCUUGGGAUGGUGUGGAAUGUGAUGAAAGAAGUGGCCAUGUAGUUGGUCUGAACCUCAGCAACAGUUGUCUCUAUGGUUCUUUCAACUCAAGCAAUAGCCUUUUCCAACUUGUUCAUCUUCGGAUGCUGGAUCUGUCCAACAAUGAUUUCAACCUUUCAGAAAUCCCAUCUGCAAUUUCCAAUCUCUCAAGGUUAACUUCUCUCAGACUAUCUAAUUCUUCGUUUUCCGGUCAAAUUCCUUCUCAACUUUCACAUCUAUCAAACUUAUCUUUUCUUGAUCUUUCUUACAAUAUAGAUAUUAUUUAUGAAGAAAAUUUGUUGGAACUGAAAACUUCUAUUCUGAGAAAUCUAGCAAAAAACCUAAAAAGCUUAGAGAUACUUCAUCUAGAUUAUGUAAACGUAUCAUCGGAAUUACCUGAAACACUGGCCAAUUUGUCUUCUUUGACAACUCUGUCUCUAGAAAAUUGUGGAUUGUCUGGUGAAUUCCCACCUAGCAUAUUUCAUCUCCCUAACUUACAGUUUCUAAAUGUCCAGUACAAUGUAGAUCUUACUGGGUUUAUCCCAGAAUUUCACUCCAGCAGUCCCCUAAAGUCAUUGAGGCUUAGGAGCACAAAUUUCUCUGGUCAACUACCUUCUUCAAUAGGGAACAUAAAUUCCCUAUAUGAUAUGGUUAUUAGCUACUGUAACUUCUCAGGUCCCAUUCCAUCUUCUUUUACCAACUUGACCCAACUGUCCUAUUUGGAUUUGUCCCACAAUCGUUUAACUGGUGAGAUCCCACUUUGGAUCAUGAAACUGACCAAAUUGAAAAGGCUAUACCUUUCAUUCAAUGAGUUUCAGGGCACAAUUCCAACUGCCAUCUCUGAACUCAUGAAUCUUGAGUAUCUUGACCUUGCUUCAAAUCGCCUUAAUGGAACAGUGGACAUGGACAUGUUUCGAAAUCUCAGGAAUUUAACUCUACUUCUUUUGUCAUCCAAUGCCUUGUCAUUGGUUUCGAAACCCAGUUCGACUUUUGUUCAGAAGUUUCAUGUUCUAGGAUUUGGUUCAUGCAACUUAACCAAGUUCCCAAGUUUCCUGCAGAACCAAAAUGAAUUACAGUGGCUGGACCUGUCAAACAACAGCAUUCAUGGCUUGAUACCCAAAUGGAUUUUGAAUAUCAGUAAAGAAACCAUGCAGUAUCUGAACCUAGGCCAAAACUUUUUGACAGGCUUUGAGCAAUCUCCUCUUUUUCUUCCCUGGUCAGCUUUAGAAGUAAUAAGCCUUGGAUACAACAAUUUGCAAGGAUCAAUCCCAGUUCCUCCACCAUCCACGAUGGUUUACAUUCUCAAUGACAAUGAACUGACUGGAGAAAUCCCAAGAUCAAUUUGCAGCCUGAAUCAACUCAACACCCUCGAUUUGUCUUACAACAAAUUGAGUGGCUUGCUUCCUCCAUGUUUCAACAACUUCAGUAAUUCUCUGACAUAUUUGAAGCUACGAAAGAACCAUUUUUAUGGCACGAUUCCUUUGACAUUCACAAAGGAAAACGGCUUAAAAAUGUUCGAUUUAAGCGAGAACCAAUUUAAGGGUCAGAUUCCAAGGUCACUUGCAAUCUGCACAAUGCUAGAGUAUGUUGACCUCAGUAGCAAUCAGAUCAAUGACACUUUUCCAUUCUGGUUGGGAAAUCUUCCUUACUUCAAAGUUCUUAUCCUGCGUGCUAAUCAAUUCCACGGUGCAAUAAAGAGCCCUGACUUGGAAACAAGCAUUUAUGGUUUUCCUGCUUUGCAAAUCAUUGAUCUCUCUUAUAAUGAUUUCUCCGGACCUUUGCCCUCGAGCUACUUCCAGAGUUGGAAUGCCAUGAAAUUUGUACCCACCGGGGGGUUAGCAUAUAUGAAGGCACCAAUGUAUCUCAAAAUGGAGAGUUGUGGAUGGAUUAAUCAGUUCCAUUACUCCUUUUUACUGAUGAACAAAGGCACAGAGACAGAAUACGACAAGAUCAAUGAAUUCCUCACUGUCAUCGAUCUUUCAAGCAACAGAUUGGAUGGUAACAUUCCUGAGUGCAUUGGCAAUCUUCAAGGUCUAUACUCACUCAACCUUUCCCACAACAUUCUCACAGGUCACAUUGUACCAUCCUUGGGAAACAUAACAAUGUUGGAAUCAUUGGACCUUUCUCACAAUGAGCUUACAGGGGAGAUUCCUCAAGAACUAAAACAGCUCAAAUCGCUUUCUUCCUUCUAUGUCUCUUACAAUCAUCUAAGAGGUGUCAUACCAAAAGGGGAACAAUUUGACACUUUCGACGCGAAUUCAUUCGAUGGGAAUCCAGGAUUAUGUGGGAAGCAAUUGUCGAAAGGGUGUGACGGGUCUGAGAACCCCCCAACAUCUACAGCAUUUGAAGAAGAUGAAGGCUCAAUCUUCGAGUUUGAGUUAGAGUGGAGAAUUGUUGUGGUGGGAUUUUCAACUGGGAUAGCAGUUGGAGUUGGCAUUGGCUACUGGUUCACCACUCGGAAACGUAGCUGA